Messenger RNA from Scomber japonicus (chub mackerel), 6379 nucleotides. RefSeq names its product solute carrier family 22 member 23 (gene slc22a23a). Gene Ontology annotation, cellular component: membrane. Bases 255 to 3290 code for a protein of 1011 amino acids. Lineage: Eukaryota; Metazoa; Chordata; Actinopteri; Scombriformes; Scombridae. The record is from RefSeq and is a predicted model, not a curated record. Gene Ontology annotation, molecular function: transmembrane transporter activity. Gene Ontology annotation, biological process: transmembrane transport. The transcript is spliced from 10 exons.
CUUGUCUGUUCACUGCCAUCUGCAUUUUGGUGUGUGAGUUUGAGCCGCAGUGAGUCCCGCACGGGUUUUGCUGGCAGACGGAGGGAAGUGCUUCCUGAUAAUAAAGAGGUGCGUCUUAUUUCCAUUCCAGUGAUUGACUGCGCACGGCUUUCACCGCCGGAGCUGCGGGCAUUGACGCAUUGUGGAGUCGACAGGGGGUAGCACUGCAACCCCGGCUUCUCUAUACGACGGAGGCAUCUAUCGGCGAGACCGCGAUGGCCGUGGUGCAGCUUGACACGGAGGACCAUCAACCCGAGAACGGCUUCGUGUCCCCCGAAACCACGUCGCCGGGGCUGCUGACACGCAUCGACGGUUCUGUCCUGCCGUUUCUCGGCGGAUUUGGGAAAUACCAGAAACAGAUGAUUGUGCUGACAUGGAUUCCGGCGUUAUUCAUUGGAUUCAGCCAGUACUCUGAUAAUUUCCUCCUCGCACAGCCAAACAACACAUGCAUCCAGCCUUUGGCAAACCUGACUAAUGUGACUUCAAGUCAUUCCUCGUUGUUAGACAGCCCAAAAAACAUCAGCGCGCGGCCGGCUCCUAUCUAUGCCAAUGGAAGUUACGGCAACCACAAUGAAACGACCAACACGCAGUGUAGGUGCAGCGAGUGGACAUUUGAGCUUCACACGGGACUUGUGCAGAAUGUGGUUACCAAGUGGAGUCUGGUGUGUGACUCAGCAUGGAAAGUCCACAUUGCAAAGUUCUCUCUAUUGGUGGGCUCCAUCUUUGGAUACCUGGUGUUUGGAAUCCUUGCAGACUGGUUUGGCCGCCACCCGGUACUGAUCAUAUCGGUACUGUUCAUGCUGGUGUUCGGUUUGACUGUGGCCUUCUCUGUCAACGUCCCCAUGUUCAGCACCCUGCGCUUCUUUGAAGGCUUUUGCCUGGCAGGAAUCACCCUGUCUCUUUACGUCCUCAGGAUUGAGCUGUGCCUGCCAGGGUGGCGUUUUUCCAUGACCAUGGUGGCUAGUUUUGUGAUGCUGGGAGGCCAGCUGCUGAUGCCAGGUGUGGCAUACCUGUGCCGUGACUGGCAGGUACUCCAGGCUGUCAUCAUCUGCCCCCUACUGCUUAUGCUGUCAUACAUCUGGAUCUUCCCAGAGUCACUGCGUUGGCUACUGGCCACUCAGCAGUACGGCCGUUCCAAGUGGAUCAUGGGAUACAUAGCACAGAAAAACCGAGUGAACAUGGAGCUCGACACAGACAACAUCCUCACAGAACUGCAGGGAGCUCUUCAAAAGAAACCCAAAAAGACAUGCAUUGUGAAAAUGGUCGGGACGAGGAACCUGUGGAAAAAUAUUGUUGUGCUGUGCGUCAACUCGCUAACAGGUUAUGGGAUCCACCACUGUUUCGCCCGCAGCAUGAUGGACCCCGAGGCCCAGGAAACAACCAUGUUCCAUAACUUCUAUGCAGACUAUUACACCAUGGCAGGCAUCGCUGUAGCAUCCUGCCUGGCACUGUGCCCAGCGGUGGGCCUGAUGGGACGGCGGGGUGGCCUUCUCAUGUUCAUGAUUAUCACUGCCCUGGCAUCACUGUUGCAGCUGGGCCUGCUCAACUUGCUGGGGAAAUACAGUGGUCAUCUGAAUAUAGAAAACUCAGGUACACUAAAUAAGAAGUUCUCCAUCGCAUUUUCCAUCAUCGGCAUGUUCUCCUCCCACGCAGUCAGCAACCUGAGCAUCUUUUUCUGUGCUGAGAUCACACCCACUGUCAUCAGGGGUGGUGGUCUUGGAUUGGUCCUGGCCAGUGCUGGCUUCGGCAUGCUGACUGCACCCAUCAUGGAGCUCCACAAUCAGAAGGGCUAUUUCCUUCACCACAUUAUUUUUGCUUGCUGCACUCUCAUCUGCAUCAUCUGCAUUCUCCUGCUGCCCGAGACACGCUUCCAGCCCCUCCCUGAGACCCUGGCUGAUGGCGAGAGCUACACUCGUCAACCCCUUCUUCCCCCGAGAAAACCUGGAGAACAGCGCCUCUUGCUGGCUCAAUCUGAGAGCAGCAGGGACUACACCAGGGUGCAUGACACACCACUCCACGAGGCAGCCGCCACUGCAGUGUCCACCAUGGACUCCACCGCCUCCUCGGCUGUUGAUUUGACCGCUCCAUCAGUCGGGGACAUGUCUGCUCCCGUGUUCAUGGAGGUGCACCCUGGCAAGCCUGAGCAGAAAGACCCAAAUGAUCACUCAGUAUCAUCCUUAUCCACAACUCCCAUCACACCUCUGGCUAAAGAGGGCAUCUUGCAUGCCAGUAAAGAGCACCUUUUGUCUUCCACUCCUUUGCACAAAGCCUCACAGAUCACAGAUCCACUUUUAGGCAAUCCUGAAGAAACUCCUACAAUAGUCCUGGAUUCUGUUGAGCCGCUGGUGGAUCCUAUUGUUCCAGAGAUGAAUGACGCUGGUCCGUCUCCUACAAACAAAUCAUCCACUCCUCUCCCAUCUUCACUGGACUCUGUCCCUCAAAAAGUGCCUGCCUCUUUAUUGAUCUGCACCACACCCAUCAUCGAGCCACUGCCUAGCUCCACAUUAGAAUCACCAAACCCGCCGGGCAAUGACAUCGACAGUAUCAUCCCAGAAUUCGAGGCCACUCAUGUCCCUUUGGCAGACUCCCUGUCUCCAUCUUUGCAUGACAGUCUCUCUCCAUCACCUACUCCCUCUCCUGUUCCUAUGACAGACUGCAACAUUUCCAGUGACCCUCCACCCUCCAUUAGUGCAAACUCAGACAUUCCCAUCCAGUUAGAAAUAGCAGACGAAUCUCCAUCUAUUCCUUCCACUAUAGACUCAUCCAUACCAGGUGUAAUAGACUCCCAACAACCACAGUUAGACUCUACCUCUCCCUGUGUUAAUUACAUUUCUCCUCCUUCCCCUACCUCCCCUAGCCCAGCCUCUAUUUCCCCUUCACCCACACCUCCCCCAACCAUUGACUCAGGCCACAUGCCCUCAGCAAACUCCUCCAUUCCUCCUGUCAUAGAUACUGUCAACACCACUGCGUCAUCUCCUUCCAUUCUCCCAGUCACAGACAUUGGGCACACCCCCACUCCAGAGUCUACUGCUCUGACUGUCACAGACAAUGUUCAGCCUGCACAGGAUUCACCUGCUUCCCUUGUUGUAGAUUCCGAACCGACUUCUGUGAGGGAUUCAGGCCCUACAGAAGCAGUUCCCUCCUCUGUAAUGGACUGUACCGUCUCCUCCCCCAUAGACUCUGGUGUCCUUUCCAUCAGGGACAGUGCCAGCACAGAAAAUAACACCAUCAAUGGAGUGUCGUCAUCGUGAUUCAGUGUUGCAGCCAGUAGGAAGCUUUCCGGUUGCAACAGGAAACAACCCAAGCCACAUGAAUAAUCAGAGGGGGGAGGGGGGCACACAAACUGUCUUGCUCAGACUUCAGGCACUUAAUGUAGACUGUCCCCACCUGGAGUUGAGCAGACAUGUCUUACAGAGCUGCUGUAUGUUUCGUAAUGUCCCCCCUUUCCUGCAUUUAGCCAAUAAAUGACACCAAGUGAGAGAGUGCCAGAGGCUGGUUUGUGACAAUGUGACAGUAUCUUCUGCUCUUUUUUUUUGAAUGUCACUGAAAAUCACCAGCCUAUAAACUACUUUGAUGUAAAUGAAUGGGAAAUCACUGUCUGUCAUUUUAAAGAGACUUCAAACUAUACCCACAAUCACUGAGACGUGUCACCAGGAUGGUGAGAAAUGCAACAAUACUAAAAAAAAAAAAAAAAUAAGCAUAGAAAAAAAAUUCAAAUCAGUGGUACUUCUGCUCAAAUGAAAUGUCCGUUUAACAUAUUUGUAUAGAAAUAUCGCCUUAUCUUUAUGGACAAAAAACAUGUGAAUGUUACAUAGUAUUUUUGCCGUUACAGAGGUAAACAAUCAUAAUUGGAGGGAUUUUCUAAAUACAGCGCCAAAAACUACUCUGACCAAAAUUAAAUGUCGAAAUAGUGCCAAAAAUCAGUACAAUUACAGUAUUUGCCUGUUUUGGGAAAUACUGUUCAGUGCAUUCCCCUGCCAUGGACUGUAUGUGCAUAGGUGAAUCAGAUGAAUUUGAUUUCAAACUUCAGAAAUACUGAAGAUAAUUUAAAUUAUUUCUCAAAGUAAUGAAAGGCUGAAAGCUCUAUUAUCAAUUGAUACAUUCAAAUUGAGAGACAAGAUUUCUAAAUUGCUUUCACCAACAUGUGGUUCAUUGUAUGAACAUCAGAGAAAAGAGUGACCCAUAUUUUGUCGGUCUGAAAAAACUGUUUUAUUUUUCCAAAUGUUUCAGUCAAUUAAAUUUCUGGUAUGCAAUUGCUUUUAUUUGUAAAUGUGGUAUUGUAAGUAAAUGCAUAUUUAGUUGUUGAGCUUGAUUCAGUUUUUUUUUUUUUUUUUUAAAUUCAAAGUAUUAUUUUUAAUAAUCUCCCAUGGCAUGCCCUUACUGUACAAAGCUAUACUUCAUUCUUGCAGUAUUUGUGACACCCCAGUGUGGUGACACUUUAUUCUUUGCAGUGGGGACAAAGCAUGAAAAAUAAUUGUGAACAUGUCAGCAAAACAGACGAGCAACCUUAAAAAGACGACGCAAAUUAUUUUUUGAAAUGAACCCGUGGAUGACAAAAUGUUUGAUGUGAUUGCCAGAAGUCACAGCAUUGCUAACCUUCAGUGUGUUUUCCAAAUCAUGAUCUGGCAUUAACAUUAGUUUUUGUAUGUCAUUUUGUUCAUACAGCCACACACACUCAUCUCAGUUUACCUUAAAAAAUGCAAUACUUAACGUUUGUGAUAAUACACUUAAAAUUCUUACUUACAGAACUUGACAUAUUCCCAUUCUUAAACUUUGAGGUGGUACUUUUUCUUCCAAAGCUCAUGUCCAUCUGUGGACAGCAUUAUACUUGACUAUGAUCUGUGUAACUUGACAGUUGUAGUACUUCAAGCAUUGGAGGUUGUAAUAUGUGUCUGAGAAAUAUGUAUAACUGCGGAUAUACCACUGUUUACAAAAAUCCUCAUAAAAAUAAUGCUAAAUAACAAUAAUAAUAAUAAUAAUUACUCUGUACUGUAAAACUUUAGAGCCAACUGAAUGAUGUCUUGUCAUUUCAAAUGUGAUUUAAAAAAAAAAAAAAAAAGUUCUCACAGUAUAUCAUAUUGCAUCAUCCAGGGAGUAUUGGUGAUCUAUUAAUGACUCAUUCUGGAGUUGGAAACACCAGACAUGACAGAUGACUUUCUGUUGUUCUGACAACCUUAUGGUGCAGUUGUGACGAACCUUACACGUACUUUGCUCAUCAAACUUGUCAUUUUCUUUGAAUCCAAGUCAAAUGUGCACUGACGAAGGCUCAGAUAUCCUUAGGCAUCUGAAUGAUUUCGUAAAACCUUGUGGUUGUUUUCCUGUGAAUGACAUCCUCAAAUGCAGCUUGAAUCAAAGUAUGAAAGCUCGAUUUUCGAUUGAUUCAGGGUGGUCUUUUAAUAGAUGAUCAAGUCAGCAAACUUCCAUUUGUUGAAAUAUUCAUAAAAGCAUUUGAUGUGUUGACAUUCCUAUGCCAUGCUGCUACGCCUCAAAGCACAAUGCCCUGUAAUCAUGUGAUGUCAGAUUUGGUGGAGCUUGGCUGUCUUGACAGUGGGAAAAAAAAGAAAAAAUUAAAAAAAAGGGAAAAUAGAGUUGGAAUUUCAAUACAACACAAAAACCACUCUUGGAACAGACCCACAUGUGAUCUACUUUGUGGAGCAGGGUUGACACUGGAUUUAAUAAGGAAUUCAUGGCAUCUGCAGUAGAGUGGCUUGACUGCAGUGGUCAGUAGCUUCACAUUACUCUGAUUCCUCCUUGCCUGUGAGUGUCAGUGUCUCUGUGUCAGUGUAUGUAUUGCUGCAGAAAUUGAAAUUGUGUAUUACCAAGCCCCCGUGCAUCACCAGUGUAAAGACAAUGACUCAGCACAAUACAACCAAUGUCUCCUCUCUGAGAUCUGUUGCUUCCACUUUCACAAUUUCCAUGCAGCUAUUUCACAGUUGUGAUGGGAGCAUAAUAAGUAUUUGGUUCAACAUGUUUUGAAGUAGAAUAAAGGUAGAAAUCAGUAAAAAAGUAAUCCAAAGCAACAUUAGCACCAGCGAAAAUGUAGACUAGCAGACAGAUACUGGUGACAAAGCAAAAAAAAAAGAAAAGAAGAAUAAAAGAUUGAUAAAAACAGAGCACAUCAGGCUGUCAUUACAUUGGUUAUGCCUUUUGUAAAUAGUAAGUGUGAAAAUAUGCAGCGUCAAUGAUAUGAAGGAUCAUAGAUCAUAACAUGGACUAGUGAAUUGUUUUGAACUUAAAAGUCUCAGAGACAUGAAGUCCCCAGUGUACACAUUUCAGGUUUUGCUUCUCUCAACCAUGCGACUCAGAAUCUCUUUAAGGGAGAUUUGAAUGAAUGUAAAAA